This is a messenger RNA of Necator americanus (New World hookworm), 312 nucleotides long. RefSeq lists its product as uncharacterized. The transcript has 2 exons. The record is from RefSeq and is a predicted model, not a curated record. Bases 1 to 312 code for a protein of 103 amino acids. Lineage: Eukaryota; Metazoa; Nematoda; Chromadorea; Rhabditida; Ancylostomatidae.
AUGAAGAUACGAAUACGCUGUAAUAGCAAGUCAAACGUAGUCAACGGUAAUGGAUACGUCACAGAACAAGGAAGAAGGAUCAAAGGUAAAGCAGCAGUGAGUGGUCAGGAAAAGAAAAAAAGCGAGAAAAUAAAGCAUCAAGAAGAGAAAAGCAGCAGUAUUGGCUUAAGUUGUAGUGGCGGAAAGGAACGUCCGCUAUUCCCGUCAGAACUUCGUCAGUCACGUGUCAAGGACGACUACCCUCCAGGACAAAAGAAAAACAACUACUCCUUCGAAGUGAAGGAUGGAGAAGGUCAUCCAGUUCUACUCUGA